This is a messenger RNA of Sphaerulina musiva SO2202, 327 nucleotides long. RefSeq lists its product as uncharacterized. The transcript has a single exon. Lineage: Eukaryota; Fungi; Ascomycota; Dothideomycetes; Mycosphaerellales; Mycosphaerellaceae. The annotation marks the transcript as partial. The record is from RefSeq and is a predicted model, not a curated record.
AUGGCCACCAAGGAGAAACUCCAAGAGCAAUGGAAUUAUCUAUACAAAGAAUACCUCCCAACUCUAGCAAAAGCGCGCGACGAAGCUCAAACCCGAUGGCCUGUUAUGUUCGACCAUUGCUUUGCACGCAUCGUUCUGGACAACAGUAUAGGGAUCGACAAGCCAUGGACAAAAGUCUUGCCAUCACCCGCAUACAAACACAUGUCCGAAACACAACUCCGCGCCGCUAUCGCUCUCGCAGAAAGAAUUGCUGCAGGCACUGCCAAUCUUGUAGAGCUGGAUGAGCGGAGUUUGCAAUUACGCGGGAAACGCGGCAAGAAACGAAGA